Molecule: messenger RNA, 1360 nt
Organism: Capsella rubella
Lineage: Eukaryota; Viridiplantae; Streptophyta; Magnoliopsida; Brassicales; Brassicaceae
Product: indole glucosinolate O-methyltransferase 4
Exons: 5
Coding region: 241-1242 (333 amino acids)
Biological process (GO): methylation
Molecular function (GO): protein dimerization activity; S-adenosylmethionine-dependent methyltransferase activity; O-methyltransferase activity
Source: RefSeq, a predicted model, not a curated record
GUCUUUUGUUUAGCCAUGGUCAAAUUAUAACAACUUUGAAAUUUAAAGGAUAUUGUGGAAAUUGUCCAUAAUCUAGAUGAUCGAGGCAGUAAAAAACAAAAUAUCUAAGAAUGGUCUUGGGGACAUAGCUUAGAGACUUCUCCCUAUAAAACGAGAGAAGUGUGAUUAACAACGCAACAAGUUGACGAAAAAACAGUGAGCUUGCAAGCGGAGAAGAUCUUGUACACUCUCGGCUUCCCCAUGGUUUUCAAAGCAGCCUUGGAGCUUGGCGUCAUCGACACGAUGGCUGCUGUAGAUGAAGGCGUGUGGCUCUCGUCUUCUGAGAUAGCGCUUCGUCUCCCUACCAAACCUACCAACCCGCAGGCACCAGUUUUGUUGGACAGGAUGCUGGCUUUACUUGUUAGUCACUCAAUCUUAAAGUGCCGUAUGGUCGUUGAAACCGGAAAAUCCGAGAGAGUUUAUGCAGCUGAACCGGUUUGCAUGUUUUUCUCGCAUUAUGGCGGAGCCUCGGGUUCUUUUGCGUCUCUGUACAUGGUAGGCCUAAGCGAAACCUUUUUCAAGACUUGGAUGCAUCUCAAAGAUAUGAUAUUAGAAGGAACGGAUGCAUUCACCUCUGCUCAUGGCAUGAAACUUUUUGAAUACAUUGGUUCAAACGAAAGGUUCGCUGAGAUAUUUAACCGGGGAAUGUCAGAAGUUUCUACAAUGACCAUGAAGAGAAUUCUACAAGUGUACAAGGGAUUCGAAGAUGUUAACACUUUAGUGGACGUGGGAGGAGGACUUGGACAUGUCAUAGGUUUAGUGACUUCCAAGUAUCCUCAUAUUAAAGGCAUCAACUUCGACGUAGCCAAGGUCGUAACCGGUGCUCCGCUUUAUCCAGGAGUGGAGCAUGUUUCAGGAGAUAUGUUCAAAGAAAUUCCAAAAGGAGAUGCCAUCGUCAUGAAAUGGAUACUACAUGAUUGGAACGACGAAGAUUGUGUAAAGAUUCUAAGAAAUUGCUGGAAAAGUCUCUCGGAAAAAGGAAAAGUGAUAAUAAUCGACAUGAUUACGCCGGUGGAACCAAAGAUCAACGACACUUCUUCUAACAUUGUAUUUGGUAUGGACAUGUUUAUGUUAACACAAUGCUCAGGUGGUAAGGAGAGGUCAUUGCCACAGUUCGAGACUCUAGCCUUUGAUUCGGGUUUUAUUCGUUGUGAAAUCAUAUGUCAUUCCUAUUCAUACAGUGUUAUCGAAUUACACAAAUAGGUUCCAGAUUUUACCAACGAAAAGUAAGAUUUAAUAAUGUCGUCAAUAUGUACCUUGUUUUUUCAUCAAAAUAAACUACAAUUUUAUAUUGUAUCUCACAUUCAUGAGUUUUUUUUUU